Clunio marinus is the source of this 240-nucleotide messenger RNA. The record is from the annotation of a GenBank genome assembly. NCBI's taxonomy places the organism in Eukaryota, Metazoa, Arthropoda, Insecta, Diptera, Chironomidae.
AUGUUGAAUAAAAAGAAAACAAGACAAGAAAGUCUUUUCCGACGAGUAACAAAUAAAAGAAGUUCAAAUUUACCACAACAUGGAAUGGUUGAAAGAAAAAUUCGAGUUGUUAAAAAGGGUCGCGUGAAGGCGUUAAGAAAGCCCACAGUUUCAAAGGCAUUUCUUUCUGAUCUCGAAGGUGUUGAUGUAUUGAUAGUAGCAUAUGAAAUUCAUAUUUUUAUUUUUAACAUCAUUCUCUAA